AACAAAAACCAUACCAGGAACAAGACAGGGCCCCCCUCUUUCUUAUCCAUUCAUUUCCCAGAAUUUCUUCUUUCUUCUUCUUCUUUUCUGAUCAUGAUUUGUUUCAUUCUAUAAAUGGGGUAGAUGUAUUAUUAACCCAACUCUCACACUCUUCUUUCUUAUUUUCUCUUCUUCUUCUUCUGUGUUUGAAUUCAAGUACAAUCAAUGCCUAGCCUGAAAGAUGAUGAUGGUGAUUUUGAUGACAGGGAUUGUAAGAUCCGAAAGAGAGGUUCUUCUUCUUCCUCCUCUUCUUCUCUAGUGAGAAAUUAUCGCCUGAAGCGUGCCAUUUUGGCGGGGAAGGGAUUUCGUUCCAGAUCGCCUUUGUUGUUGCAGAGCCAGAAUGCAGAAUUCGAAGCACCUUCGUUUGAUGCAGUUGAAAAGAUUCGAAACAGCCAUAGCAACAGAGAGAAAAAUCACAAGACUGAAUCAAAAGUAUAUGACGGUUUGAAAAGUCAGUUAAAGGAAGUCAGAAAUAUGUUGAUUGCAUCAAAAGAGUUACUGAAAUCUUUAAGCCAUCGCAUUUGUUGCCAAGAAAAGUUAGAACCAUCCUCUCGCAACAACAAACCCAUUGUUUCAGCUUUAAGAUUUGAGCUUGACAGAGCCCGUGUUCAACUGGAUCAGUUAAUAGAGGAAGAUCGAUCUAAAUGCAUUCAUCAGUUUGCUAAAGAGAAGGCAGAGGAAGAAGAGAGGAUGUCGAGGGCCAUGUUGAGAAUGGCUGGAGAGAUUGAGGUUGAGAAAAAGCUCAGGAGACAGAUGGAGAGGCUGAACAAGAGUCUAGGCAAAGAAUUGAAUGAUACUAAGGCUUGUUUGGCAAAAGCAUUGGAAGAUCUACAGAUAGAGAAACGUGAAAAACAAGAGCUUGAAAGGAAAUGUAAUGAUCAGAGCAGAGCUGCUGAGGUACUUGAAGGACUUACAAGAGAAGAAGAAUUUGCAAGAACAGCAGCUUCUGAAGAUGAUGAUGUCUUCAGCAAUUCUGGUAGAAUGGAGGACAAAGUAGAUGAAAUGGAAAGAUAUAAAAUGGUGAGAGAACUUAAAGACCAUAUACUGUUUGGAUCCAAAACUGUGUAUUAUUCUAAAUAGAGUUCUCAAACCAAUCCAUCCUAGA
This is a messenger RNA of Impatiens glandulifera, 1144 nucleotides long. Its product is annotated as trichohyalin-like. Lineage: Eukaryota; Viridiplantae; Streptophyta; Magnoliopsida; Ericales; Balsaminaceae. The coding region runs from base 205 to 1119 and encodes 304 amino acids. The transcript has 2 exons. The record is from RefSeq and is a predicted model, not a curated record.